Molecule: messenger RNA, 986 nt
Organism: Spirometra erinaceieuropaei
Lineage: Eukaryota; Metazoa; Platyhelminthes; Cestoda; Diphyllobothriidea; Diphyllobothriidae
Source: the annotation of a GenBank genome assembly
AUGUUGCGUCACCUGCACGACAGUAUAAUGGCGCGCGUCACGGACAACAAAGCUGUCUCAGAGGCAUUCGCAGUGGCCAUCGGAGUGAAGCAGGGAUGCGUCCUGGUGCCUACCCUCUUAAAUCUCAUGUUCUUUGCCAUGCUAAUGGACGCCUACUACGACGAAAGCCCCGGAAUCCGCAUCGCCUACAGCACGGACAGCCACCUCCUCAAUCAACGCCGAAUGAACUUCCAAUCGCGCGUAUCCACAACCACCGCUCACGAACUUCUCUUCGCCGACGACUGCGCCCUCAACACCGCCUCGGAAGACGACAUGCAAAGGAGCAUGGACCGCUUCUCCGCCGCCUGCGAUAACUUCGGUUUGAUCAUCAACACGAAGUUGACGGUGGUCAUGCAUCAACAGCCACCCGACACAGCCCCACCCCCAACGCGCCGCCGCAAAUCAGCGUGAACGGAACCCAGCUGCAACUGGUGGAGAACUUCCCAUACCCGGGCGGUACCCUCUCCCGCAACACCAAGAUCGAUGACGAAGUCGCCAACAGGAUCUCGAAAGCCAGUCAAGCCUUCGGUCGCCUCCAAAGCACAGUUUGGAAUCGUCACGGUCUUGAACUGAGCACGAAGCUGAAGAUGUACAAGGCCGUCAUCCUCCCGACGCUGCUGUACGGAGCGGAGACUUGGGCGGUGUACACGAAGGAGGCACGCCGACCCAACCACUCCUACCUCAGAUGUCUUCCUCGCAUCCUGAGGCUGAGCUGGCAGGAUCGAAUCCCCGACAGUGAUGUACUGAAACGGAGGGGAAUCCUCAGCAUCUAUACCAUGCUGAAACAAAUGCAGUUGCGUUGGAGCGGUCACCUCGUGCGCAUGGACUACGAGCGACUACUUAUGACUCUUCUAUGGAGACGUCAUCACGGAUUCUCACCACCAAGGAGGCCAAAUUCGUCGAUACAAGGAUACCCUGAAAUCCUCCCUGAAGCGUCUGCAAAUUAA